This is a messenger RNA of Lindgomyces ingoldianus, 1668 nucleotides long. Its product is annotated as thiamine diphosphate-binding protein. Gene Ontology annotation, molecular function: thiamine pyrophosphate binding; carboxy-lyase activity. NCBI's taxonomy places the organism in Eukaryota, Fungi, Ascomycota, Dothideomycetes, Pleosporales, Lindgomycetaceae. The transcript has 11 exons. Bases 1 to 1668 code for a protein of 555 amino acids. The record is from RefSeq and is a predicted model, not a curated record.
AUGAGCAUAACGAGUCCCGGUGACUACUUCUUGCGAGCCUCAGAUCUCCUCAAGCCAGCGGGUCUCAAAUGGAUCGGGAACUGCAAUGGACUAAACGCCGGAUAUGCCGCGGAUGGCUACGCUCGGAUCAAAGGAAUUUUAGCACUCUCACAACAUAUGGGAACUGUCAGCUCUCCAUGCCCCAGUAGUUCAAUUGUGGGGACCGCAGCCCGAAAGGCAAACGGAGAUAAGGCUAUGGUACACCAUAGUGUAUGCGAUGGGGAUAUGCGGGUGUAUACCGAUAUUUACAAGAGAUUUACCGUUGCGCAAGCUGGCCUUUUCGACCCUUCCAUGGCUCUAGGGCUUCUUGAUCGGGGGGUCUGGAGAAAUGUAUUAAGGAAAGCCGGCGUGUUUAUAUCGAAAUACCUUCUGAUAUGGUUGGAGUCCAAGUACCUGAGUCUUCAUUACACACAGUUCGAGAGUGUGGUUGUGGAUUCGAUGGCCUUGCAGCACUAUAUGGGAAUCACAUGCGAAGCUAGCGAGUUUGCACGUAUAACUGGUUUCCUUACCUUCGGCCUGACCUUCAGAGGUGGCAUCAUCAAUGGAACCCUGCCCACUAUCACGGGGCUCAUGCUGGCAAUUACGGAUCGCUCGACUGUACUCCAUACUGACACAAACACCCAUGGCUGGUCCACGGUGCCGAGGAAAGACAUCGCCAUCGCUUUUCGUCGAAAGAGCAUUGAAUUGCAGAAUCAAUACCUUCCCAUAAUCCGAAAUCUAGCAAAAUCACUCCCUCCCAUUGACCCUUUGGCCCCCAUGAACCAGGACACUUUUUACCUACGCUUAUCUUCUUUUUUCCGCCCCCGAGAUAUCAUUGCCUGUGCUAAUGACACUCCACUCAUGGGCAGCCGCGACUUCGUCCUCCCUCCAAAGACUAGACUGAUUAAUUCCGGAAUCUGGUUAUCCAUCGGUCACAUGCUUCCCGCGACCCAAGGAAUAUCUCUCGCGAAACGAGAACUCCAAACCGGUAGCUGCACCAUUUUCUUCCAGGGCGAUGGCAGUUUCCAGGCUACAACACAGGAGCUUAGCACUCUCAUUCGACAUAAGCUUGAUGCGCGGCUGAUUCAAGGGUUGGAUGCUGAAUAUAAUGAUGUUGUACCGUGGCAGUAUCUGAAAGCACCUGAGAGGAUGGGUGCUCCUGAUGAUGGGUCAUAUGAUAUCGAAACCCACGACGUAGGCACCUUCCAGCUUAGGAAAGGGCUGAAGCUAGUGAAUAUAAGAUUGGUAAGAGAAGGCAUGGCUACAAACCUCAAACUGGCUUUGAAGCUAGUGGGCCAGCAGUUAAUGGCCGAUCCCACACCAGAACCCCAGCCGCCCCUUUCUAGCUCAACACCUUCGAUAUCCUACCCUCCCACUUCUCUUCCCAGCCGUAUCCGCUUGAAGCUGGAUAUGAAGUAUCGCCCAUUCCGCCUUGACGUCUACCGAAGUCCCGGGUCUCUUUCCGUCAUUGUCCUAGGGAUAAUAAACACUCUCAAUUACAUGAUUUUAGCAAGUGUUUGUUCCCAAACAAACAACACACUUGAACUUUAUUCCAGUACCCAUCUCACCAAAUAUAGAUCCGCCAGUCCACCGCCGAUUGAUCUCCGGGAGGAAUAUGAAAACGGAUUUCCAAAGACGCCAGAGCGCUAA